Messenger RNA from Ooceraea biroi (clonal raider ant), 1211 nucleotides. RefSeq names its product syntaxin 8 (gene Syx8). Gene Ontology annotation, biological process: intracellular protein transport; vesicle fusion. Gene Ontology annotation, cellular component: endomembrane system; SNARE complex. The record is from RefSeq and is a predicted model, not a curated record. NCBI's taxonomy places the organism in Eukaryota, Metazoa, Arthropoda, Insecta, Hymenoptera, Formicidae. Gene Ontology annotation, molecular function: SNARE binding; SNAP receptor activity.
GUGCGCAAUGGCUGUCAGCUGUGACGUAUACGCGCGAGAGCGAGCGAAAAGAUCGUAUUUGACAGAACGCGAUUUUGAGGUUACUGAGACACCAAAUAUACCACGCAAAUCUGCAUCGUGUUAUUAUUAGUGAUUUCUUAUUUGUAAAACCGUGCGAUGUCAGUGCCACGAGUGAAAAGUUUUAUUAAUGUUUGAAAUGAAUGAUGUGACGAAACACUUGCCGAUUACGAGGCAGAUAAUAUUUUCCGUGGCGAACAAUGCCAUGUAAAAUACUCGUGUCACUGUAUCACUGAUCGCACAAUUAUUUUUUAUCAACGAACACGAAAAUGGCACUUGUCAACAUCGAAGGAAUCGAUCCCUGGCUCACGGAAUAUGACGCCUGUGAGAAGCUGUUCCGCGAGAUCAUGGAGCAGCUCACUAUGCGCGAUGGCGAAUCAAAAACGUCGAAGGUUUACGCCAGCUUAUCAGCCAACAUCAGGUUGCGCAUGAAACAGUACACGCGCCAAGUCCAGCAGCUCAGGAGCAAGGUGGAAGAGGCGUCCAAGUUGAGAACAAUAACUUUCGAGGAAGCUGAACGGAGAACAAGGCAAGUGGAACAACUGCAAAGCAAGGACAUUCAACUGCAGAAGCUGUACGAUCCACGUGCAAACGAUUAUGCAUCAUCCCGUGCUAGCUUAUUAAGAGCGGGCUCGUCGGCUUUCGCCGACGGCGGCACGACUUCUUGGGCCGCUGACGAUGAAGACGAUAGGCCGUUAGACGUGCACGUAACUGUUAAUGAUCUUGUGACUCAUCAAGAGAAGGUAUUGAAAGAGCAAGAUAAAGACUUGGAAGAACUGUGUAAAGUGAUAGCUCGCCAGAAGGAGAUUGGACAAAGUAUUAGCAAUGAAGUGGAUCAUCAACAUGAAAUAAUCGAUGAUCUGGCCGAUCACAUGGACAGAACUGAUGAAUCUUUGAUCAACAAGACUCAACAGGUCCGUAGUAUCCAUUCCAAAGACCGUACGUGUGGUUACUGGGUAGUGAUAAUCUUACUUUUCAUCGCUAUCGUUAUCGUUGCUUUAAUUAACUAGAUAUAUUUAAUGGAUUAUUUCGAUUCUGUUAAAUUGUCUAUACUUAAGGUGCAUAAAUUGCAAACUACGCUGAAAUGCUUGUAAAAUUUAAUAUAAAUAGGAAUGUCUUAAUCUUUAUCUUUUAAUAAAAUGUAAUAAUAUUGA